Messenger RNA from Neomonachus schauinslandi (Hawaiian monk seal), 1731 nucleotides. It is a transcript of the gene NFKBID, whose product is annotated as NFKB inhibitor delta. The record is from RefSeq and is a predicted model, not a curated record. The transcript has 12 exons. Gene Ontology annotation, molecular function: protein binding. Bases 1 to 1605 code for a protein of 534 amino acids. Gene Ontology annotation, biological process: regulation of gene expression. Gene Ontology annotation, cellular component: nucleus. NCBI's taxonomy places the organism in Eukaryota, Metazoa, Chordata, Mammalia, Carnivora, Phocidae.
AUGGGGUCCACCAGCUCCCUCUUUCCAGGGAGGCUCAGGAGUCUGGCCCUCAAUGUCAGCCCCGCCCAUUCGGAGACUGGGCUUGUUCAAGCGCGACCCGGGGACUCCCGGGCCUGUGGGCGGGGCCCUGCCCUUGACUGGGCGGGGCCAGAACCCCAGUUUAAAAACUCGCGGGGCACCGACCCUAGAUCGGGGACCCGGCGGCGGCUUCGCGGGGGAAGAGCGAGGCUGGCGCAGCGCCGAGGCCGCGGCCCUGGGGGCCCGCAAUCCGCGCCACGGAAUCCGCGAGUGAGCCGGAGUGAACGCAGCCACUGCCCAUCACAGACCGUGAAGAAGCUCCUGGAAGAACAGAGGCGCCGUCAGCAGCAGCCGGAGGCUGGUGGGGUACCGGGACAGUUUCCGCCUCCCCUGGCCCAGUCCCUGACCUCAUCUGUGAAUGAGAGUGAGGCUGGCCAUUCUCGCUUCCCAGUACACCAAGAGACUGUGGGUUCUGGACUUGGCAGCCUGGCUCCCACCACAGGCUUUCCAGACUGGGACCCCAACACGCAUGCUGCCUACACAGACAGCCCCUACUCUUACCCUGCUUCUGCUGCUGAAGGCUUCCCGACUCCUGACUUCUACCCGCCCUCCGACCCAGGGCGGCAGUGUUCAUUUUCUGUGGGGAUGGAGGCAGGAUCCUGGAGAGGUUCCGGACUCCCCCUAGGACCCCCACAGUUACCCCCUAUGGCCACUGGACCAUCCCUGGACACAGCCCGUGCUCACAUGCUGGCUUUGGGGCCACAACAGCUGCUGGCCCAGGACGAGGAGGGAGACACGCUCCUGCAUCUGUUCGCGGCUCGGGGGCUGCGCUGGGCAGCAUAUGCCGCAGCUGAGAUGCUCCAAGUGUACAAACAUCUAGACAUCCGUGAGCAUAAGGGCAAGACCCCUCUCCUGGUGGCUGCUGCCGCCAACCAGCCCCUGAUUGUGGAGGAUCUACUGAACCUCGGAGCAGAGCCCAAUGCCACUGAUCAUCAGGGACGUUCUGUCUUGCAUGUGGCUGCUACCUAUGGGCUUCCAGGAGUCCUCUCGGCUGUGAUUAACUCGGGGGUUCAGGUUGACCUAGAAGCCAGAGACUUCGAGGGCCUCACCCCUCUCCACACAGCCAUCCUGGCCCUCAACAUUGCUAUGCACCCACCUGACCUAUGUCCCCGGGUGCUGAGCACCCAGGCCCGAGACAGGCUGGCUUGUGUCCAGAUGUUGCUGCACAUGGGUGCUGAUCACACCAGCCAGGAGAUCAAGAGCAAUAAGACAGUUCUGCAUCUGGCUGUGCAGGCCGCCAAUCCUACCCUGGUUCAGCUGCUGCUUGAGCUGCCCCAGGGAGACUUGCGGGCCUUUGUCAACAUGAAGGCCCAUGGGAACACAGCCCUCCACAUGGCGGCCGCCCUGCCCCCUGGGCCCCCCCAGGAGGCUAUCGUGCGGCGCCUGCUGGCAGCUGGGGCAGAUCCAACACUGCGAAACCUGGAGAAUGAGCAGCCUGUCCACCUGCUGCGGCCUGGGCCGGGCCCUGAGGGGCUCCGGCAGCUAUUGAAGAGGAGCCGUGUGGCACCCCCAGGCUUGUCCUCUUAGGACUCAAACCCAGAACCUGGACUGAUUUUCCAGUCCCCACCGUCCUGUGGGACAGCCAGCGUAUGCUAAUGUUGCAAAUCCAUGAUAAUGUAUGUGGAAUGUCCUGCCAUUGGGGUCUUACAUUAA